AUGAUGGAUGCUCGAAUCGCCACCGCCGGUGUUGGCGGCGGCGCGGGGACAUGUGCCGCCGGAGGAUUCGUCUGGGACGUGCUGCUGUGGCGCCGGGGCCGCGCCGACGUGAGCGCCUGCCUGCUGGCGGCCACCGUCUCCUCCUGGCUGCUCUUCUACGGCGGCUUGGUCCGCGGCUACACCUUGCUGUCCCUCGCCUCCAACGUGGUCCUCCUGCUCCUCACCGUGCUCUUCCUGUGGGCCAAGGCGGCGCGCCUCCUCAACAGGCCGCAGCCUCCCGUCCCGGAGCUGCGUGUUCCGCAGCAGGCCGUGGACGAGGCGGCGGCGCUGCUGCGCUCUGCUCUCGACGCCGCCUUGGACGCCUUCCGGGACAUCGCGCUGGGCAGGGACUCGCUGCUCUUCUACCGAGCCUUCCUCUGCCUGUGGAGCGUCUCCAUCGUCGGCAGCCUUACAGAUUUCCCAGCCGCCUGCUACGCAAGCAUCGUUGCUGCUCUGACCAUCCCGGCGCUGUACCACAGGCACCAAGAAUGCAUCGACACCUACAUGAGCUUCGCCUACAUGAACCUCCGGAUGUACGAGAUGGUGUACGAGAGGUUGUCCAUGAAAAGCUUCCUCAGAGUCAGGGACUGGAUCAUGGAGCUACUCAAGGAUCCAUGA
Molecule: messenger RNA, 657 nt
Organism: Miscanthus lutarioriparius
Lineage: Eukaryota; Viridiplantae; Streptophyta; Magnoliopsida; Poales; Poaceae
Source: the annotation of a GenBank genome assembly